AUGGUCCUCACAAUCCACCACCUCGGCCUCUCCCAAAGCGAGCGCAUCCUACUCCUCCUCGAAGAAAUGGCCAUCCCCUACACCCUCACCAAGCACACACGCGACCCCACAAUGGCCCCCGCAUCACUCAAACAGCUCCCAGGAAACCUGACCGGCCAAGCACCCUUGAUGCAAGAUCCAGACACCGGCAUCACGCUGGUCGAAAGCGGCGCCAUCUGCGACUACAUCCUGGCAAAGUACAAACACGAGGCCAAGACCAAGAUGUCGCGCGAGUAUGGCGAGCAGGGCUAUGCGGAUUAUGUGUAUUUCUUCCACUUUGCAAAUGCCACGCUGCAGCCGGUUAUGGGGCAGGUCAUGUUGCUGGGGCUUGUAAAGGCGCCGCAGGAUCAUGUCAUGGUGCGGUAUGCAACUAAUAAUAUGCAUCAAUCUCUUCAGAUCCUCGACGACCAUCUCGGACACAAAAAGUGGCUUGCGGGUGAUGAUUUUACGGCAGCUGAUUGCAUGAUGAUAUACUCACUGACUACAAAACGCUAUUACGGACCGCUGGUGAGCUAUGCAAAGUAUCCCAACAUGGUAAGAUAUCUCAAAGACGUUGGUGAGCGGCCCGCGUAUAAGAGAGCCAUGGAGAAGGGCGAUCCUGAGAUGCAGGUCUUAUUGGGUGCGGAGCCACCGGAGCAGAGCUUGGUGGAGGUUGGAGGUGUGACUUCGGAUAUAUGGAAGAAGAAGACGUGA
This is a messenger RNA of Plenodomus lingam JN3, 732 nucleotides long. RefSeq lists its product as uncharacterized. NCBI's taxonomy places the organism in Eukaryota, Fungi, Ascomycota, Dothideomycetes, Pleosporales, Leptosphaeriaceae. The record is from RefSeq and is a predicted model, not a curated record.